AUGAAAUGUAUAAAAGCGAGACUUAUGGAAAUUAUUUUGAAAGUAGACAAUUACAUUUACAGAGAAAAGCCUAUAUCAAAAAGGCAAGCGAAAACUUAUUUAAAUGAAAUAUCCUCCUUUAUCACUCAAUGCAAUAAUGAUAUUGGUUAUCUUCAGGUAAUUGAGAAAUUGACAAAAUAUAUGAACAUCAUAAUCUCGAGCGCAACAAGCAAGGCUAAGGUUAUUAAAACAACAAACCAAGACAAAACAGCAGCAUUAGCAACAAACACUCAUGGCAGUUCCUUGUCUCCUGUGAGUUUCACACCUGUAAAUGACAGGAUUCAAAAUCAACAUAAUAUUGAAGAAAUAUCAGAGAGCAAUGGUAAUUUUGAUUUAAAUAAUAACAACACAAAUUGUCACGAAGAUGAACAAAACGCAAGAAACAAAACUGCAGAGAUAGAAAAACUUAGUCCAGAGGUCUCGACUAUCGAUAACUUAAUCACUAAUAAUUCGGAUCACUUACAAGUUUCACAGAACAUUCUAGAGAAUUUUCGUGCUAAAAGUAUUGAUAAUGCCGAUAUCUUUGAAACAAACAGAGUUUUUUCACAACAAGGGGUGUGCCAAAACGUAAAUGCAAGUGCGGUAUCGGACUAUAUAAAUAAAAAGAUUGGAAAUAAAAAUCAAAAUAUCGCCAGUUUUGACUCGGAAUCAAAAUCAAAAGUGACUCAGAAUGUCGCUAAUUACAAUAAUAGACAAGUUACAAACGAAGAAAUAUUAGAAACAGAUGCAUUGAGCAAAGAAAAAGUUUCCAACGAAAAAUCAGCUUUAAAUGCAGUUACACUUAACACUAGCUACUCUAAAAUUAAAAUUAAUGAACAUGAACAAUUAGAUGAAAGAACAAAAACGGUUAAUAACACGCAGCUUUCGCAAAUAAAUGAUGAGAUUAACGUUAAUGUACUGACUGAUGAUGUAGAUAAAAAGAAAGUAACAUUUAAUAUACCGACACAAAACGAAACAUUACCGAUAAAUAUGCAUAAAGGCGAAAAAGGAAACGGAAAUAUUUCCAUAUCUAGAACGAACAAGAUAAAAAAACGUAUUAAAAACAGUAAUCAAAACCCUCAAAAGAAAACGCGAUCAACAAUAAAACGACAAAAAAAGGAUACAUCCAAUUGUAAGGCUGAAAAAAACACCAAAAGAAACACAAAUAAAAGAAAAACGAUCAAAGCUUGUGAAGAUAAAACUGCUGAAAAUUCUAACAAAAUAUCAUCAAACACAAGCAGUAGUUUGUGUGUAGUAAACACAAUUAAUGGAAAAAUCGAAGAUGAUUUGUCUUGGUUAGAUCAAAUUAAAUACGUACGGGUGGUAGACGCACGAGAAUAUUGUACAUUUGUACAAGGUUUGGACGACAAAUUCUGGGAAAAUGAAACUGUACCUAAAUGCGACGAUGAAGAAUUUAACGUCUAA
Molecule: messenger RNA, 1443 nt
Organism: Parnassius apollo (apollo)
Lineage: Eukaryota; Metazoa; Arthropoda; Insecta; Lepidoptera; Papilionidae
Source: the annotation of a GenBank genome assembly